This is a messenger RNA of Moesziomyces aphidis, 684 nucleotides long. Lineage: Eukaryota; Fungi; Basidiomycota; Ustilaginomycetes; Ustilaginales; Ustilaginaceae. The record is from the annotation of a GenBank genome assembly.
AUGAAUCCGAACCGAGAGGUUGGACGCCGUUCCAGGGUAGCCAAGGGCAAGCGAACGUCGGUUGCUUCCGAUCGGCGGCUGUCAUUGUCGCCAGGCUCAUGCGCUUUUGGGGUGGGUGCGGGCGCUAAGCGACAUUCGGCGGUUGCCGCGACUGUAUCGCCGCUGCUCGUGCCCGACACCGGUGGCUGGAAAGUUGCCAAAAUGGGUGGCUGCCCACGUUUGCCCGUGCAUGGUGCUGCCCUGCAGCCGGCUGCAACGCGCAGAGUCAGACAGCUGAGGCAGCUGAUGCUGCUGACCCCCGCCUGCCGCCCUUCCUGCAUCCGCUGGGUUCGUCCAAAUGUCGCAGGCAUGCUGCCCAAUGACGAUGCAAGCAGUGGGUGCCGACUUGUCGAUGCGCCCGCUCGCAUCGCCCGCUCCCGACCUGGUUCGGAUGCAGUCGAUCCAGCUCCCAACAAAGGCCGUGCAGUGCCUGAGCCACGCCUCUCCAACUCGAUUGUUCCAAUCCCUUCCGAGUCGGGCGAUCCCAGGUGGAUCCGGGUCGUUCCUUCCCAUCCAUCCCUCCUUGCUACCAUCUCGCCCCCUAUCCCCAUCUCGUUAUCGCACCCAUCUUACAUCGACCACAUACAACUCCCUAGUAAAGUGCUGAUCACUCAAAACGCCCAAGACGAGCUGCCCUGGCUGUGA